UAAACAAAACAUACAGUCAAUAUUACAAUAGGAAAGAAAGUCUAUAUACAGUGUGUGCAAAUGAGGUGAGAUAAGGGAGUUAAGGCAAUAAAUAGACCAUGGUAGCGAAGUAAUUAAACACUUGUGUUGGAAACUUUUCCGUGUGUCUUAUUACUUAUUUUACAGGUUUAAAGAAAAAGUAUCACUAUCAAGACAAUCUACAUUAAGAUAAUAUGGAGAAUAUAAACCAGAAAAAAUAUAUAUAAAUUCGAAAAAAAAAUAAUGUAUAAAAAUUCUAAAGCAAUGUAAUACCAUUGGGGGGAAUAAAAGUUAUUAUAUUCUAUAAAAUGACAGUUAAGAUGACAGCUAAGAACCAAUUAGGACUAUAUUAUUUUAUUACUGUCAUUAGGCCUAGCCUAUUAAAGCUGUUUUUGUUGUAUGACGUGAUUUAUUAGUAAAUGGUGCUGAAAUGUCCCUCUCCCCCUUUCUCUUUUUUUUCUCGAAGGCAGGUUUCGAGUUGCAGUCAAGGAGGAGCUGAGAGUUCCUCUGUGGUUGCUGUUGGAACCUGCUGCUCAAAUAUAAAGAGCUGUUUUGCCUCCCGACCGCAAGCAAACACUGAAUCGCAAACACUGAAUCACAACCUCAUAGGAGGAGAUCAGAAACCACAUACACACACGGUGCUUCUCAUAACCAAAAGUGGCAUCCAGUCUAGCUUAGACUUCUAGUUUAGACUUCUAGUUUAGACUUCUAGCCUACAGCUCAACCAAUUUAGUCAGUUGAUGAGUCAGGUCGCUACAAACAAAUUCUUUACUCUUAAAAAAAAGUGAUAAAUAUCUUAUGGAACGUAUUUCUUAAGGCGCAUCCCAUUGUAAUCGAGUCUAGUAAAUUGAGAGCAAGUGAAGUUUUGUUGAGAGAGGAGAGAGCGCAGAGAGCGAGGAUGGCUGCACUGAUCAGCGCGUACUCGUCUUGGCCGGAGAGCUUUGAGUGCUCGGCGGGAGAUGGAGACGUGCCCGACGGACAUGGCUCACACACUCCCGUGGACAAGGCGUCGGAGCCGCGCAUCAGGCGGCCCAUGAAUGCGUUCAUGGUCUGGGCCAAAGAUGAGAGGAAGCGCCUGGCUGUCCAAAACCCAGACCUGCACAACGCAGAGCUCAGUAAAAUGCUAGGCAAGUCGUGGAAAGCGCUGACCCCCUCUCAGAAGCGUCCCUACGUGGAGGAAGCAGAGAGGCUGCGGGUGCAGCACAUGCAGGACUACCCCAACUAUAAGUACCGGCCUCGCCGGAAGAAGCAGCUAAAACGCAUCUGUAAACGCGUGGACCCCGGCUUCCUGCUGGGCAGCCUGGCGGGCCCUGACCAGAAUGCCUUGUCCGACCCCCGGGGCCUCUGCCACCCCUUGGGUUUGGAUACGGACGAGGAUGGGGUUAGUGGUGGUGAUGGAGGUGUUGGGUUCUCGACCCUCUCUUCCCGCAGCCCAGGGCCUCUACCUGGGGUUAGAUCCUUCAGAGACGUACCGUCCAGCUCUAGCUCCAACAGCUUCGACACCUAUCCCUACGGCCUCCCCACCCCGCCUGAGAUGUCCCCUCUGGAUCACGACCACCCCUCCUACUACCCUUCCUCCUCUUCCUCCUCCUCGUCCGUCUCUUCCCACGAGGAGCAUCACCAGCACCGUCAGGGUCAGACCCCCGGAGGUGGAGGUGGGGGUCCCAUGUGCCUCAGUCCUUCAUCCUACCACCCUGACUACACCUCCACUCAGACUUCCAUUCACUGUGGUUCCUCCCACUCCCACCUGACCCACCUCUCUCACUUGUCCCAGACCCAGUCCGGAGGCCUCAUCCCUGGGCACCCUCUGUCCUACUACAACCCAUCCUCCUGGUCCUCCCAGCUCCAGGUCCACCCGGGCCUCAAUCACCCUCACUUAAGGCACCUUUCCCCAGGUCACCACCAACAGCACCACUUGGGUCAGCUAUCCCCUCCUCCCGAGCAGAACCACAGUCAUCUGGAGACUUUGGACCAGCUGAGUCAGGUAGAGCUUCUAGGGGAGGUCGACCGCGAUGAGUUCGACCAGUACCUGAACUCAACGGUGGCAGGCGCUGCGGCAGCAGGGGUGGGGGUGUUCCGUUCCGAACAGGGAGGAGGAGGAGGAGGAGGAGGAGGAGGAGGAGGAGGAGGAACGAUGACGGUGACCGGUCACAUCCAGGUGACAUCAGCCUCGGCUCCGUCUUCUGAGAGCAGCGGCGUCGGGGAAUCCAGCCUGAUCUCUGUGCUGGCGGACGCCACGGCAGCAUACUACAACAACUACGGCAUCUGUUAGACAGGACGGGUUGUCGAGUUACCUGGUCGCCAUGCCUACGCCCGCCGCUCUCGUCGUCACACCUGGAACUGACCAGGGGACAUAUGUCUCAAGCGUUUUAGAGUAGGAGUGCUGAUCUAGGAUCAGGUCCCCCCCGGUCCAUGUAAUCUGAGUCAUUGUGAUCUAGGAUCAGUCCCCUUCUCUCCAUGUAAUUUGAUUCAUUAUGAUCUAGGAUCAGGUCCUCCUCUCCAUGUAAUCUGAUUCAUUAUGAUCUAGGAUCAGGUCCCCUCCUCUCCAUGUAAUCUGAUUCAUUAUGAUCUAGGAUCAGGUCCUCCUCUCUCCAUGUAAUCUGAUUCAUUAUGAUCUAGGAUCAGGCCCCCCCCCCGGUCGAUGUAACUUGAUCCAUUAUGAUCUAGGAUCAGCUCCCCCCCUCUCUCUCUAGGCCCCUGUUUGGGGCCCCUGUAUGGGGUCUAGAGAGAGAGAUACA
Oncorhynchus gorbuscha (pink salmon) is the source of this 2756-nucleotide messenger RNA. Its product is annotated as transcription factor Sox-7-like. Gene Ontology annotation, biological process: anatomical structure morphogenesis; regulation of DNA-templated transcription; cell differentiation. Gene Ontology annotation, molecular function: DNA-binding transcription factor activity, RNA polymerase II-specific; RNA polymerase II cis-regulatory region sequence-specific DNA binding. Lineage: Eukaryota; Metazoa; Chordata; Actinopteri; Salmoniformes; Salmonidae. The record is from RefSeq and is a predicted model, not a curated record.